Spodoptera exigua (beet armyworm) is the source of this 2245-nucleotide messenger RNA. The record is from the annotation of a GenBank genome assembly. NCBI's taxonomy places the organism in Eukaryota, Metazoa, Arthropoda, Insecta, Lepidoptera, Noctuidae.
GUUACUAUAGCUAUACAUACCUACCUACAGUGUAUUGUACAUACGUAGUGUAAAGAUGGCGUCGACGGUGUGUGUUUCUAGAUGCCGACUGUUAGCUAAAUUAGAAAUAAAUCGUGGUUUGUGUUUAUCACCGAUAUUUAGGGAUUUGUCAAAUAACAGGGAGUCAUGGUGUCGUCGCUGGCGGCCCGCGCGCCGUACAUUCUUCACAAGUGUAUGUACACAUGGAUCUAAAACACCAACAAAAGUCGAGCAUGAAAAAUCUGAGGAACGAGUGUCAUCUACAAAGCGGCCAUCAAAGCGCGCCAAAAAGGAACCCGAUCAAUCAAAGAAACAGGAAAAGAAGGAAAAACUUGAAAAGCGGAUGCUUGAGGAGGUGACAGUAACGUACCACCGCGGUUUGCCAGUACUCACCAUACCCCUGCCGUCGCGACGCGAGCGAUGCCGCUUCACACUCCGUCCCGUCUCGCAAACCGUCGGCGAUCUCUUAGAACAGGUGAAGGCUGAGGAUCGUGGCGUGGAGCGCGCGGCUGCGUUGGCUGCGGACGAGCGCGUGCGCAUCGCUGCGAGCGACACCAUCGAAGCACUACUGGAGAGCGACUUCCGACUCAUCAUCAACGACACAGAGUACUACGUCAAGACACCGGCACAGGAGCGUUUAAGCCAAGAGGAGGUUACGCGAUUAAGCGACGUACGGAACUUGGUGAACCAACUAUAUGAAGCGCUGAAUGUUCGAGAACACCAGAUACGUAAAGAAAGGGAGCUGAAAGCGCAGCUGGAGAAACUGUCCACCGAGCUGCAACCAUUAGAGGAGAAACGUAUGAGCCUCGAGGUGGAGACUACGCGUCGUACAUCGGCCCUAACCUGGGUAGGUCUAGGUCUUAUGGGCGUGCAGUUUGGUGUACUGGCUCGUCUUACCUGGUGGGAGUAUUCCUGGGACAUCAUGGAGCCUGUCACCUACUUCGUCACCUAUGGAACUGCAAUGGCCGCUUACGCCUACUUCGUUUUGACUAAACAGGAAUACGUGUUACCCGACGUUAAAGAUAGACAGCACCUGUUGACUUUGCACAAAAAAGCGAAAAAGAUUGGACUCGACAUUAAUCAUUACAACAGUCUUAAGGAUGAGAUAGCAAAAGUGGAAAAAGACCUGAAUCGUCUUCGUGACCCUCUUCACAUUCAUCUGCCGAGUAGCCUGGGAGGUAAAGGAGGAGGUACCGACGACAAACGCUCUCCUCUUUCCAAAAUAAAAGACAUGCUUGAGGAAACUAGCAAGAAGAUGAAAAUCACGUAAUAUUGGCUCAACGUCGCGCGCCUUGGUCCUAAGCGGUAAAGUUAAAGGUGCGGUCCUUCGGUUCAUUAGGGAUAAAUAAUUAAAAAAGCUUGUUAAUAAAGAAUUUCAAGAUGCUUACUCGUGUGGGAUGUAACCCGUUGAAUAUGUAUAAUAGUUGAAUGAUUAUUUAUUGAAUUAAUUUACAAUUUGCUUUUAUCGUUACGUGAUGAAACCAUUUUAAAUUUCUUCCAUAUUGUAAGAUUUUCUAAAACGUAUGAAGAAUUUGUUGAUAAAUACACGUUUGUUUUUUUAUUUUUUGACGAAGCAACAAUGAUGUCAACGUGUUGGCAUCCACACUUAAGCAGGUUGUAUUAUAAUGUUGGUUGUAGUUGUAAAGUAAAAGGUACAGAAAUGGUUGUUUUAAUAUGCUUCAAAAUGUGUCCGUACCAAAGGACCACAUUUCAGCAACGUCCCUUAAAAACCAAAGUGAAAAUAUCUUCUUGCCUUAUCUAUUUGACUUAGUAAAAUUUACAAAACCAAAACGAAAAAUAAAAAUAUACUUCGUAGGAUUUUUCAAAUUUAGCUAAUUAUUCAAAUUUAAAUUAUAACUAGUUUAAUUUUAAAUAAUCGCUCAGUAAAUUGUUUCCUAAUUUAAAUUUGUAUUUAUUAUUUAAGUUACUAAAUGAGUUGACGGUUUAGGUUUGAAAUUGUGCAAUAAACUAACACAACACAUGGGUGCCAAUGUAUUAGAUAUUCGAAAAUUCAGGGGAUGUUUUAUUAUUAACAUAGUUUUAUAAAAUCUAGUCUUUUAACUAAUAAUCACUGUAGUUCGAAAAUGAAUUUUAUUAAAAAGCAUUAUUUAAAAACGUAUCACAAACGAAUGCCUAUAAAAAUGUACAGUAAUUUUGUUUCCAGUAUUUUUAUGUUAAGAAUUGAAGAAAACAUUAUCCAUUAAUUUCAGAAAUUGUAACAUUUUCU